Maniola jurtina (meadow brown) is the source of this 9649-nucleotide messenger RNA. RefSeq lists its product as uncharacterized. Gene Ontology annotation, biological process: protein phosphorylation. The transcript has 19 exons. NCBI's taxonomy places the organism in Eukaryota, Metazoa, Arthropoda, Insecta, Lepidoptera, Nymphalidae. The record is from RefSeq and is a predicted model, not a curated record. Gene Ontology annotation, molecular function: protein kinase activity; ATP binding. Bases 288 to 9464 code for a protein of 3058 amino acids.
CGUAAUCUGUCAUCAACGAAAUUGAAAAAUGGCGUUCUGUACAGCUGUGGAUUGCGCAAUUUAAAUGUAAAUGUGCCCGAAAACCAUAAUUUAAUAGUAUAUUUUGUGUGUUAAAAAUAUUCCAAUGUAAAUUGUGCGUAGUUCAAAUGGCUAGUAUUGUAUAGUGAAUAAACUAUUGAAUUUUGUUGUUUGUGCAAACCAGUCAAAGAUCGUGUAUUUUUUGUGUUGUGAUGUAUUAAAAUUAUUAAUAAUGAAACGAAAAGUAAUACGGCUGUGCAAAUAAUGUAAUGAUAAUGGCUAUAAUAUGGCUGAUCUUAUUUUUGGCCGCGACGAGUGUGUAUUCAGUGCAAGGAUUGCCUGUGGACCCAACGCCACAGACCUACCCGCACGUUCCAGAAACAAAUGGGUCAUUAUUUGAGGGAUGGCGGGAGUCAAGUCUGUAUGCAGCAUUGCCAGCGCUGGUGCUGGUAAUUACUGCUGUAGGACUGCUGGUCGGCUGCACUUGGUGCUAUAGGCACAAAGACUGCAAGCCGAACGAAGGAGCGGACAAUCAGUUGUUUACGGCGAGCGUUACGCACCUACAAGAUGCCCGCCGCUCGCAGCCGCCCGACUCUGGCUUCUCAGAGCCGGUCAACAACAAUGUUAGCGAAGACAACAACAAUGGUCCCAUUUCACUCCGGGAGAUGCAGAACAUCGCGAACAACAACGCAGCAGCCUACAUCGUCAGUGAAAACGAGGAGAGGAAUCGCAUCAGCAGAGAGUCUGUCGUCGAGUUCGAACCGCUACCAGCCGAGAUACGGGUGAUCGAUCCGUUAGAGCGAUGUGCUGACUGGUUUGCUGGGGAGGAUUUCCCGAGAAACCAGUUGCAGUAUCUUCGAGAAAUUGGGCGAGGAUGGUUUGGGAGGGUGGUAGAAGGUGAAAUCGAAGAUGGUGCAAGUAACUCCACAGUCGCCGUCAAAAUCCUCAACCAAAACGCGAGCCUAGAGGACAAAGCGCGGUUCCUCGACGAGGCGCGCCUUUACCGGGACAUGGACCACGAAAAUGUGCUGGGAUUUGUUGCCAAAUGUCUGCAGGAGGACCCCUGGAUACUCAUAUUCGAGCUGUGCUCUAUGGAUCUCCAGCAAUAUCUAGCAGUAAACCGUCCAAAGAUGGCAAUUUUAAAUGAAAGUGGCAUUCCCCUACAGCUCAUGUGUGACGUUACAUCAGCCCUUGCACAUAUACAUUCAAGAGGAUAUUUAUACGGAAACUUGCGGAGCGGCAACGUACUGAUUCGUGGCAGCGACAAUCCACGAGCAGUCCUUGGACAGUACGUGCAAAACGAGCCACAACAUUACUAUAAUGCCAGCAGUGAUGUUUGGUCACUAGGGUUUCUAAUAUGGGAAGUAUGUACGUGGGGCGCGGUGCCGGCUGCCGACCGCUUGCCGCCGCCGCCCGACCUGCCUUGCCCCUACCGCGAUCAUCUAUACCAAGUUAUGCAACUGUGUUGGGCGUCCAACCCCGAGGCUCGUCCGACCGCUGCCCAAGUCCAUGCCCUAAUAAACCACCUGCAUUUCACACAUUCACACGCAAAUGAUAACGCUUCCAAGGACGAUGGCUAUGCAAGCAGUGACUUUGAGGAGCGCUGGCAAAGACUCAAACCCAACACAAUCCCCAAAGUGGACGAACAUGUUGCCAUCAUCCACGCUCCGUCUACCUCCAUGGCCUCCCACUUCACUGGCUCUGAUCAGGACUUUGAUAAUGCACAGACAAUCCAAGAUUCCCUCAGUGUUGAAAUGGAUACUGCUGUCUCCAGGUCCAGCAGUAUAAUGUCCGACAAAGAUGCACUCUCCAUACAAAUUAAAUCUGAAAGUCUCACAAACCUCCACGGAUCUCUAGAAGACGUACGGAACAUCUACCUCACACAUAACGAAACGCCUGCACUUGAAUGUCACCAGGGGAACAUAAGCUUUGAGGAGGUCAAAGAAAAGGAGCAAGACCGCUCCGACAGUUCCAUGGAUCCAUGGCUCAAGGACAUCAUCACUGGAAGCACGGAAGAUGUCAGCUACUACAAAGAUGUCAGUGAUGUUAUUAAAAAUCUGGAUAACAUUUUAAAUUCGGAAAAGACCUCGAGCUCUGAAUCCAGCCACCAAGCCAGCCCUUCAAGGGACAAUCUAAGCUUAGAAUGUAAAAAAGACUACCCUAUGCAAACGAGUAUGGUGAAAUCGCCCGGUAUUAAUAAUUUCCAGAACAUACUGGGUAUGGGUUUCGAUAAAUCGGAGAGUAGUGAACCGUGCGAUGAUGAUGAAGGUGACCGCGACACUGUUGGCACACUCAGCCAUUCGUUUGAACGCCAUAGCGACACCACAAGUCAACAUACUCUCGAAAAUAUUACGCCCGAUACACCUAUAAAAGAUAUAGACGUUGCCAAUAAUAUUCAAACAGGAGCUAUCUCCGAUGAACUUAGUGUAAUAAAUAUAAAGGACUUAAACCAUGUGCACCGAGAUAGUGAAUUGCCAAAUGAUAGUAAAAUAGAUAAUAGUAAUAGUGAUGUACCCAAUUUAAAGGAAUUGUGUGUAGCGUCAAUGCCUAGUGUAAGUGAAACAAUGGAACAAGUGAUCUUAAAACAAGACUGUCAAACAUCGUAUGAUAAUAAUAUUAAAAAUGUAAGCACCGAUAGUACAGAAACUAAGUCAAUAGAGGAUAGCAAAGCUUUUAUAAUCAACGAAAUCGAAAAUCAGGAGAAAGAAAAUGUUACGGUCAUUGCUUCCGAAACAUUUGAAAGUGAGAAAAACAAUGUUCUGAAUUUAAAUGAUAUUAUCUCUCCUGUCGUUCAAGACAUUGCUUCAACAAAAUCCGAAGCAAAUAAUUCUCUAGUCAGUACAAAUUUUAACAUGGAUACAGAAAACAUUAACAAUUUAAGAAACACCUCAACCAGUGAUAUUACAAGUGAAAAUGAAAACAUCAAAGAAGGUUUGGUUGAGAGUAGUUGUAUAAGUUCAAAGCUUGUUCCAUCUUUACAAAUCAAUCAAAGAGAAGAUAAUAUAGACACUUCUAUUAUAUUACCUUGUGAACAACAUACUGAAAUAUAUAAUUCGAUUUCGGAACCUGUAAUUCAUGAAUUUUCAUCUUAUAUGGAAAAUCUUCAUACCAAUCAAAAUUUAACUGAAAUGAAUGGGAAAGAUGAAGGAACUAUUAACAACAUAAUAGACUCUAAUUUAACCAGUCCAAUAAGUUCUUGUAACCAUGAGGUAGAUAUGCCACAAAUGAAUGUCAAAAAUAUUCAUGGCACAAAUAAAACUGCAACGUGUCGAAACGAAGUUUUAUCAAUUGAACUAGCAGAAGGUCCUUUGAUUGCAGCUAGCAGUGAACGUAAUGAUAACCUUAGCCAAAUAAGAGAUGACACGUUAAUGUUCGGAAAUUGCGAUAUUUCAAUAAACCAGAGCAAAGAUCUUAGUCAUAAGAAUCAUUCAAGUUAUCCUUUAAAUAAUUUUCAAGAUGAAAUAGAAAGUGUUAACUUGCUAUGCCUUACGAAAAGCGACAUAUUGUCUGCUGAAAAAGCGUUAAAUCUCGAAAAAUCAACUGAAUCUCUUCCAAGUAUAGAUAUUAUUAAUAGUCCAAGUGAUAGAAAAUUAGAAAAUACAGGUGUUUUAGAGUCAAUAGCGAACCACUUAGAAUUAAAUACAGAGCAGCCUGAGACAGUACAAACUCAUACUAACAUAGAAUCCGAUACAGACGUUUUACACGUUAAUAACAGAAUAGCUGAUAAAAUUCAUUCCCUAGAAAAAGUUUCAACACCUGAACAAGUACAAAAUAGAAAAGAUAGCAUUGCCAGUCUACAUACAGAAGAACCGAACUUUGAAGAUGCAAGAUUGAGCGAACAGUUCAAUGAUACUGAGUAUAUGGAUCUCACUAAUGAUACAAAUAGUAAAAUUUUAAAAGACAACAGCAUAGAUAAUAAUUAUAUGUACAUUAUAAAAUCUUGUCUAGAAACUUCAAGUAGCAAAACUCCUUACACUCUUACCACAAAUGAAUCAACCGCAUACUUAGACCUCCCGAGCAUUAUAAACGAAACUCAUAAUUUCCUGCACUCAGAAAAAUGUCAUAGCCAGUACGUAGAAUUUAAGGGUAAUAUAUGCACGAGUACACCUAAAGGUAGCGAACCGUCAGCAGAAAACACUUUAGAGAGUGCAGAACAGGAGGCCGAUGUUUUUUGCGAGACUAAAGUCCCCAAUUACGGCCCUGGAGUGACAUUAACGAAGCUUGAAACGAAAUACGUCCCAGAAAACCUAAGUCCUUUCGAUUCUCCUUCAAAAAGUCAUCACACGGACACAUAUGAUGAAAACAGUUCAGUAGUUUUAGGCUCAUUUGAAAACUGUACUCUGGAACUGUUCAAAGGCAUCAAAUCCGAAUUAGCCGAUUUGCCUAAAGAGGAACUGUUAGCGUUUUCUUCGAACUUUAGCGAAAUUAAUCUCGAAACGCCGUCUCCGUUGCGAGAUGGAAAUUUUCUGAACGAAGUGCCGGACAUAGUUCCCGACGAAUUGCACUUCGACGAAAUAGCGACGAUAAGUGAGGCUAAGCCUGAAUCACAAACCGCGAAUAACACGGAUGAAACUGAGGAACAGUCCACGACCGAACGUCGAGUCUCGCCUUUAACCCCGCCGAAUUCACCGGGGAACUUCCUCGCGUCGACGUCUCAGCAGAUGUAUUUAGUCGAUAUCGAUAUCAAUCCGAACCCCAAUAACAUCUCUGCUGCUUACCAGGACGCUAUAGAUUUGAAUCAGAUCGAAUUACAGAUAACAACAAAAAUGGCGAUAGCUGAAAAUGAAAAUAACAUGAAUAUAGAAUAUUCCGGGCCACUCACCGAAGAAGGCUUAACUUUAGAUGACACCGUUAUGAGAGACAACGAUGCGAUACCCGAGGUCUAUUUAGCGGGAAACGGAGGAUCUCUGGAAGACGUUAGAGAUAACCUAGCAAUUGAUGAAGAGAGAAUGAAAGAGUUACGGAACGAGUUGGAGCUCAAGUUGCCAUUAGCACAGGUGGCAGGCAUAGAGCCAGCAGUACCAGAAACCGAAAUGACCGAGUUACCACCGCCGCCCGAACUCCUAGUGUCGUACUACACGCUAUCGCCUAUCGCAGAAGAAACUGGCACGCAGCUUUGCGCCUACGAAAAUGACGAUCCCUGGAACAACUCAAACCAGACAGAGUCAUCAGCAAGCUAUCCGGAACCCUGUAAUAACUCCACGGAUGAAGUGACAGAUCUGCCCACCGGGGCGCAGACGGCGCCGCAGCUCUCUGGCUCUACCUACACCGUACACUCCCGGGACCACAACCACACCUACACCCUGCACAGGGAGCCUAGCAGCAAGGAACCCACAAUGAGCGUAGAUAGCUUGAACGCCAGGUCGCCGGAUAAAUCAAAGGACGUCCAAUCGCCGAUCGACGAUAAAACUUACACCAAAAAUGACGACGACGAAAAAGAUUCAAACUGCGAAAGGCUCUCUCAAGUAUCGCCUUUCCUUGUCAGUCCGACCACAGACACGUCGGCUCCAGAAAUGUCUGAUAACGUCGCCGGUGUAUCCACUGUUUCGAAAACGACCGUCCCGACCGACGCAAAGUCAUCCAAACCAUCGGAAACUCAAUGCCUGUCGAAGGCUACGAGUAUCGACUCGUGGUGUUCGAACGAUACUUUAUAUAACGUGGAGGAGAAUUUCGAUGACCUCGCCAUGGAUCCCGAUAUACCAUUGGAUUUCGAAGCGGAGCCAGAAAAGGAUAAGAGUGAAAGCGAAGAUACAUUGACUCACAAUGAUGAAGAAAAGGGCCCGAGCCCCUGCUCCACGUAUAUCAUCCACGACAGCAAAUCAGAAGUCUGUGAAACAUUGUCACGUGAUUCGAUCACUGCUAAUUACCACACUUAUACGAAGGAGAAAACGGAAGCGGCAGGCUCUACAACUCCCGUGAUAAUAGAUCCUUCCACGAAAGAUUUGGCGUAUGGAACUCUGAUGUCCGGAAUGCCUUCUCACUCUAACUGCACUACUGAACUUGUAUCCGCAUUUGAGGAUGCAUGGAUACUCCCUCAACCUGAACAAGUCCGGAGAUCCCCAAUCCAAGACGAUACUAUGUAUUUUACACCACCUAAAGAUGCCGAAAAAAGAGAUAUUUCUCCAAAUCUAAGUCCCCAAACCCCGCAGCUCACGACGGAACCGUGUGUCAAAAAGAUGGAUAGUGUAGAACUAUCAUGUUUACAAGAUAGCCCAGGUGAAGUGAAUCAAAGUGAAACCUGUGACGCGAAGCAAGCCCACGAUGAAAUUCAUAGUUUAGAGAAUAACCCAGAUGAAGUGAAUCAAAGUGAAACCUCAGACUCAAAGCAGGCCCACAAUGAAAUGAAUAGUACAACAAAUUAUCUCUUCAAAGAUAUAGCGUAUUCAGCUACCAGUACACCUAUCGUACCCAUCCAGAAUGAUGAAAACACCGCGGCAAUACCACUUGAAAUACCUCAAGUAGAAGCACAAGGCUCUGAACGCCUCUUGAAUAGUUUUCUCAAUUUUCAAUCAUUUGUAGAAUCAGCAGAGAUACGACCACAAGAUUUAUCUUCUAAUACGAGCGAAAAGUGUGUUAGUUCUGAAAUUUUACUAGCAGGAGAUAGUAAAACGUGGAGUAAAGAUAGCAAUACGCAUGAAUCAGAUAGCAAUAGACAAGUUUCAGAAAUCAGUAGAGAAGUAGCAAGCAUCGGAGAGGUAUUAGAUAGCAAUAGAGAAGUUUCAGAAAUCAAUAGAGAGGUUUCAACAGGCAGCAAAGACCUAUCAGUACCGCCAUAUUCGGAUUUUGAGGGUUCGGCCACGACAAGGCCGCAAGAUGUCCAUGCAAGGAAGUCAAGUCAAAGUUUGGAAAACAGAGAAAGUGCAGAAGAUUUUAGCAAUUUCGAAAGCUCUGUACAAAAUAGUCGUCCGCAAAAUUUAUCGUCAUUAAUUGAUGCUAGCACUCUUUUGAUUCAAAAUGAGAAAAUAUCCAGUGAUCUCGCAAUGGGCGCACAAACGAUUCAAACAAACCCAGAUUUAAAUAAUACAUCACAAAACUGCAUCGUCGUCGAACCAGAAUCUCCUGUUUUUGCCUCAUCUAAUUUUACGAAUUUAUUUGGAUCUCGAAUAGAUAAUAGUCAACCGUUAAAUGUAUUUAUCACAGACCUGGAUAUAGAAGAAGAGACUGAACAACCACAUUCAAUAAUUAUAACCGAGAGCCCUCUAAUAGCAUCCACAGUGAGCCCCAACAAAACAUACGACUCUCACACGAGGGCUAAUUGCAUGGACAUUAAUUACACUUAUGAUUCCCAUACCGGUUAUCUGCCGGUUAAAAAUAUUUGGCAAAACGAUAGCACCUAUUCCGAUCAGAGAGUCAAUGGUCUUAUGAAUGAAAAAUGCGAUGUUUCAGAUAGUGAAUGUGCUACAGAAACAAAUUUAGCUUAUGCCACACCAGCGUGUAUUUCUUUAGAACGAAGCCCGAAAGUUGCUCAGGAGACUUCUCAGGAAAUUGAAUCAAAUACUCAAAUUAAAGAAAGCGAAACAAAAGCUUUGAUAUCAGAUAAAGAGGCUCUGGAAGCUAGUACAAGUGUGAAUUGUAAUGGCGGUAACCAAAUGUACGCCACAGUGAAUUUUCUCAAUGAAACUUUUGAAGAAUUGAUGGAGAGCAAUGUCGAUGAUAACGAUGUUGGUGUCACUGAUUUAAACAAAGAUGACCAAACGGCCAGUUCUUCGGAAAAGUCCCUUGAAAUCGUAACAGAUUCGGAGUCAACCAGAAGUCCCGCUAAUACAUUCGAUGUCCUCGAAGGGCCCACGAUAACCAUCGAACAGUUGUACGAAGACAGGUUGGAUGCGAAUGGUGUUGUUCAAGAAGAGAAGCAAGUGACGUCACUAACGGAAGAUUUUUUACAGAAUGAAAAAAAGUUUUGCCAACUCGACUCAUAUUUCCCUCUCUUAAGUGAUAUUAGAUUUACUGGUCCCGCGACGGAAAUAAUGACCACCUCGUUCACACAAGACUCGCCCACUGACCCCACUUCGCCAGAGUGCGAGCAGGACAGCAAACCGGACGCCACAGCUGAAAUACUGAAAGAGUGGGACAGCGAUAGCGACUCGCAUUCCACCAACUCCUCCAGCGGAGAAUUUAUCUGGAAGGACGGCGACGGGCACGAGACCGCGGUCGUGCCUUCCACACGAUUCGAGCACCAGCGGGACAGCAACUCUCAGCCAAGCCACACGGGGUCUGGUGAUGUGCCUUCAUCCGCCGGUUCGGGGGACUCGGCCUCGGGCUCGGAAGGCGAUGAAGUAGAGUUCGUGCCUUCUUCGUGGGAUUGUCGCGCCGCGCCCUCUAAAUCCUCUCUGCGGAGCUUAGAGCAACCACCGGUAUCGUUCCACCAGGAGAGCAAGAAGCGCGUGGUGUUCAAGCGGCAGAAGUACCACUGCGUGUACGAGUACCCGCGCGAGGCGGCCGACGUGGACACGGACUCGCCCGCCUCCUACCUGCCCGACUUCUCCACCUAUUCCGAAUGGGACCCGACGAGUGCCGAAGAUGCGGAGCUGGGCUACGGGCAGCUGUUUGGAGCGCCGAAUCCUUUGGACAUGUUCUCGCUGAGAGCCGGGAUCGCUCUGGGGGCAGAUUACGACGAAGAUUUCUUCAUAUCGUCAUCGGCUCGGCCCUUCGAGAGCCUCGGCGUGAUGUCGUCCCAGUUCUUCCCCGGCGCGCACCUCAAGCCUCGCGACCUCGAAGACUUCCCGCCCCCGCCCUCCCCGCUCACGCCGCUCCCCGCCACGUACGUACCCACCAUCCCCAGCAUACCCGCCACCACUCCCUCCCUAGACUUCACCACCCCGGACUCCGGCGUCGAAGACAUCACCCCGGGAUCCAUCACCGACGACGACUUCAAAGCCAAAAAAAUGCCAGACUCCGACUCCAAUCAGUGUUGGAGGUUAGUCGACAGCGCCAGCUCUAGCGAAUCGGUCAGCCCGAGCUCUCCUGGGGGCGAAUCGCUAGGCGGAUUGCGUCACACGCGCGAUAAGUUAAAACUUGACCUCCCGCCGAGCCCGCACGUCCCCUCCCCGCGACACAACCGCGUAUUCAAUUUCGUCCUCGACAAACCGAAACGGAGGGACGAGAAACCAGCCGAAGUCACCCCGCCCCCGCUCGUCAUGACGGACGAGACCCCGAUCAUAACAAUGGCGUUACCCGUCCCGAAAGAUUGCGAGGACGUCAUGCCCGAACCGACCUUCUCCACUUUCGGCAAAAGUUCCGGAACCAAACCUCCCCCGAACAAUGAACCGGAGAAAAACAUAAUCCUCACCGAUGAGGAGAGUAUCGAGGCGAAGGAGGAAAGUUCGAGCAAAGUCGAGCCCGUGAAGGGAGAAGGCACAGUCCUCGACAGCGGCGACGAGGACUCCGGCAUAGAGAGCAGCUCCAAGGCCACGCUCGAGCGGAACAAAACACCGAAUAUUUCUUAAGUAGAUCAAAAAAGUAGAUGUAGAUUUCGUAUUGUAUAUAAGUACCUAUACGCGUGAACGGCGCGCAUAUACGAUUUGUCUUAGCACACGGCGACAUUUUCAUGUAAAUUAAAGCGUGUCAGACGCAACUAAAACGCGCUGUCUACUCUACUAAAAAUGACAUGUGAAAGGACCCUAAGGCUUUU